Molecule: messenger RNA, 1403 nt
Organism: Geodia barretti
Lineage: Eukaryota; Metazoa; Porifera; Demospongiae; Tetractinellida; Geodiidae
Source: the annotation of a GenBank genome assembly
UCCUUGAAGGGCUUUUUGUCUAUAAUAGGGGACAGUAUUAAUGAGAGAGAGAUUAGAAAGUUUGAAGAGGGGCUAAAUAGCAAAGUAAAGCUGUUAUUGUAUAAGACAUUUAACAAGGUGGUAGAGUUCAAAAAGUACUUGCAUGGGAAAAGUGAUGCUGGGUCUAGAUUAAUGUUUAAGUUCAGGUCAGGCACGCAUGGGCUAAAUGAGGAACUGGGCAGGCAUAGGGGGAGGGAGGGGGUGAAAGAGUGCCUGUUGUGUGAUGAUGAGUGUGAAAGUGUGAGUCAUGUGUUGUGGGAGUGUCCAGCAUAUAGUAGUCUUAGGAGCAAUUUCUUAGUUGCCCUGCAGGGGAAGCUUGGGGAUGAUGGGUUUGAGCAUUUCCAGUCGCUUGAUAGUUUCAGGAAAGCAUCCUUUAUAUUGGGUAGUGAACUGUGGGAGGAUAAUUUUGGUUCUUUGCUUGGCCUUGUUAAAGAUUUUAUUUUGGAUGUUUGGGAGCUAAGAAAGGUUAGGUUAUACGGCGAUAGUCCCUGUGUACAACAAACCCAGUCUCAGAUUGCGUCUGGGGAGCUGCAGGGUGUCGCUGAUGGAAGGGGUGAGUUGAGGUGUCUGGGAGGUGAGACAGACACCUCAUGUUCAUGUUCAUAUGGUGUAUGUUCGUGUGUUAACGGUUCCGCCCAUUGCUCUGGGUGCGUGGUCUAUGGCCCUAGUGCUAUGGCAGCCACCUGAGUAUUAUACUAAAAUGCUUUGUAGGAACUUUCCAAGCAGUCAAUACGUGUCAAUAUCAUUGGCCUUGCAGCAGAAGUGAGACUCUGCAAACUUAUUACCCAGAAAACACAAGGGGUGUACUCAGUGGUCAUGAAUGAAAGCCACUUCAGAGACCUGAUGAUUCAGCACUGUAGACCUCCCCCUGCUAAGGUUCACACAGAAGCAUCUCUCAUAAAAAUGGGUUUUCCAACUCAUUUGCUGAAUGGACCACUAACACCUUGCUUAUGUCAUUUGGAGAAGGCAUCACUCGAAAAGAUAACAGCAGAUGGCUAUUUCUGCCCACAGUGUAACAGCAAAUACUGUGAACUUCCGGUCACCUGCCAAGUGUGUGGACUGACGCUGGUGAAGGCACCUCAUCUUGCAAGGUCUUACUAUCACCUUUUCCCUCUCCCUGCUUUCACAGAAACUCUCUUGGAAAGGUCCAUUUGUGUUGGAUGUCAGAGCAUUGUAACUGAGAAGGUCUAUUCGUGUCCAAAAUGUACCCAACACUUCUGCCUUGACUGCGACCUCUAUAUUCAUGAAACUUUGCACAACUGCCCUGGAUGUUUGUGACCUGUAGUGAAGUAUGAACUUUCUAAUAUGCUAACAUGCGGUUCCCCAUCAUCUUAUGUGUUGGGUAUGUGUGAUAUGGGUCACUA